Messenger RNA from Pseudophryne corroboree (corroboree frog), 1138 nucleotides. Its product is annotated as actin-binding Rho-activating protein-like. The record is from RefSeq and is a predicted model, not a curated record. Gene Ontology annotation, molecular function: actin binding. The coding region runs from base 240 to 791 and encodes 183 amino acids. Gene Ontology annotation, biological process: positive regulation of Rho protein signal transduction; positive regulation of transcription by RNA polymerase II. Lineage: Eukaryota; Metazoa; Chordata; Amphibia; Anura; Myobatrachidae. The transcript has 2 exons. Gene Ontology annotation, cellular component: sarcomere.
GUGGGAGAUGUGGCCGUAGUAGGACAUACAGUAGCAUGUGGACAAAGUCUCUGCGCCCUCUGCUACAAAGUGAAGGACACAACUGGAUUUUUUUUUAAAUGAAUCAACUAUGAGAAAAGAAAAAACAAUGCAUUUGUACUUUUCUUGUACAUCCACUCAUAUUGGUUGCCCUGUUCAUUAGAGAUGAGGUCUAUAUCUAUUGGAGAUGAGUUAGGUUCCGGACUGCACAAGUCAUCAGGAUGUCGGAGAGCUCUCUGUCUAGAGACAAAAGUAUUAAAAUGUCAGAAAAUAAGAGUGAUAACAGGGAGCAACUCUCUGAAGCCGAAGAUAGGAAAAAGGCUCUUCUGUCUAAGAUAAAAAUUCUAACCAUAUCUGAUUUAAGGAAGGAGUGGCAGCUACGGUCUGAGGAGCACGCAGAGAAGCAGAGGCUCAAUCCAUUCAGUGAUGAUUUUGACCACCAACAUGCAAUGGAAGUGCGACUUCGGAAGGGGGAUCAUGGCUACGGGAGGCCCGAGGAAGGUAGCAAGACAGAAGAAAGGGGGAAGAGAGCACUUCAGCACAUACACAAAGAGAUUGAGGAGAUGUGCCUCAUUAUAAGAGACAUGGGAGUAAGAAGCAAAGACGGGAAGAUCAGAGUGAAAUUCGGGAGGUUAUUUGAGAGAUAUGUACAAAUCUCAGACAAGGUGGUGGGGAUCCUAAUGAGGGCUAGAAAACAUGGACGGCUGGAUUUUGAAGGAGAAAUGCUGUGGCAAGGAGUCCAUGAUAAUGUUAUUAUCACUCUUUUACAAUAACCUGGAUAAAAAACAAACACAUAUACUUUUCAUUUGGCUCAGAACACAAGUAUUCACAUGUCUGAGAAAUGAUUCUCUCAAGUGUGUUUCCAAGACAUUGUCAUUAUUUAUAUUUGUUGGAGAGGACAAUCUGCCCACUGAAGCACUGAUAGAUAAAUAAGAGUGUUAUUUGCAGAGUAAUGUCUGACUGAAUAUUUAUGGAAAGUUUUUAAAGUAGAGGUGUGCACUGACAACUGUAUUUUGGUUUUGGAAUUGGAUUAAUUUGUGAGUUUUGGUUUAGCAAAACAACCUCAUGUGUUUUGGUUUUGGAUCUGUAUUUAAAAGAAAAAUGCAAAAAAAAAAAGAAG